Molecule: messenger RNA, 738 nt
Organism: Perkinsus marinus ATCC 50983
Lineage: Eukaryota; Perkinsozoa; Perkinsida; Perkinsidae
Product: Endochitinase A2 precursor, putative
Exons: 4
Coding region: 1-738 (245 amino acids)
Biological process (GO): cell wall macromolecule catabolic process; chitin catabolic process
Molecular function (GO): chitinase activity
Source: RefSeq, a predicted model, not a curated record
AUGUUCAUCACUUCCGCUGUGCAGUCCCUCGCCUACCUCGCUAUCGUACCAGACCACGGAGUCUUCGGUGUCGACCCUCCUAAUAUCCAACGUAACCUAUUCCCCCACCGCAAUGGACAGGCAGGACCGAAGCCGUAUACCUACUCCGGCCUCCUCGCUGCGGUGGCCAAGUUCGACAAGUUCUGCAAUGAAGCUCACGGGAAUCUAGACUUGGAUACAGCAUGCAAGAAAGAACUCUCCAUCAAUUUCGCUCACUUCACUCAAGAAACUGGAGAGAACAGUGGCUGGGGACCGGCCCCUCGCUGGCGUCAAGGUCUCUACUUCACCCACGAAAUCGGGUGCACCGCCGUUGCAUGCCCGAAGGUCAAGGCUAUUAUGGCAGAGUACGUUUUUGGUGACAAGUAUAAACUAUUGAAGGAUGCGGAUUCCCUUCUUACUGCUGAGGAUGGUAUGCUAGCCUUCGCUAGUGCUAUAUGGUUCUUGAUGACCCCACAGCCGCCUAAGCCCGCCAUAUAUGAUAUCGUCGUUGGGAAAUUGCAGCCCACUGCCAGAGAUAAAGCUGGAGGGCGCUAUCCAGGUUUUGGCGAGACUACCCUCAUUAUCAACGGCGCCUUGGAGUGUUCUAACCCCAACGAUGCCCGAGCAGUGAGUCGCAUAGACUUCUACAAGAACUUCACUAGCUUCUUCAACGUGGCUACGGGUGAUCAUCUCUCAUGCGGCGGAAUGAAGGCCUUUUAA